AUGGAAAAGACAGCCAACCUCAACACCCCUGAUUCAAAUGCUAUCCUUACUUCCGCUGCUUCGAAUUCUCACUGGCAAUCUGCUUCUGGAAGUUCUCAGACUGCACAGGAUCUUGAAGCAUCCUUCGUGUGGGCACCUCCACUUUCGACCGAGCCCUCCAAUGCAGAUGACUUGCUUGCUGGUCCAGAGAGUAUCUUGCCUGACGACAUUGCUGCUGAAUUUGCAGCUCUUGAGGAGUUGAAAAGGACUGAAAAAGUUCAGAACAUUAACGAAGUUGAAGUGCUCGGGGAAAAUGAUUUUGAUUUUGACGAGUUGGAUCGGGUUGAACAGGGAAUAAUACCACAGGCUAUUCUAGAAGAGGUUGAGGUGGUUGGUUACAAUGGCGAGGACGACAGAUGGGACCUAUCACCGACGUUCCCUCCGAGUCGAAUGACAAUUUUGUGA
This is a messenger RNA of Suillus subaureus, 444 nucleotides long. RefSeq lists its product as uncharacterized. The record is from RefSeq and is a predicted model, not a curated record. Lineage: Eukaryota; Fungi; Basidiomycota; Agaricomycetes; Boletales; Suillaceae. The coding region runs from base 1 to 444 and encodes 147 amino acids. The transcript has a single exon.